Molecule: messenger RNA, 1769 nt
Organism: Erythranthe guttata (spotted monkey flower)
Lineage: Eukaryota; Viridiplantae; Streptophyta; Magnoliopsida; Lamiales; Phrymaceae
Gene: SRS
Product: Seryl-tRNA synthetase
Biological process (GO): seryl-tRNA aminoacylation
Molecular function (GO): ATP binding; serine-tRNA ligase activity
Source: RefSeq, a predicted model, not a curated record
UCAAACACUCUCUCACAGAGGAAGGAUUCAGCAGCUAUGGGGCUGCAAUCUUGUACCUUCAGAAUUUCUCCCUUUUCAAUUCUCAAACCCCUCUCCAAUUUCCCGCCUGCUUUCAACCCUAUCCCUUCUCGAUUUCACCGUGUCCACGUCACCCGCCCGUUGACGUUCUUAGCCAGAGCACUUUCCUCCUCCGCCGCCGCCGCCGCUCCUCAAACCACCGCUACACCACCAGCCGCCUCGGAGACCACCGAUGAGAGUAAAGGUACAAAGGCGCCUCAGUGGAGAGCGGCCAUAGAUUUCAAAUGGAUAAGGGAUAACAAGGAGGCGGUUGCCGCCAACAUCAACAACCGCAACUUCAAUGCUAAUCUCGACCUUGUCCUUGAGCUCUACGAUAAAUUAUUGAAUCUUCAGAAGGAAGUUGAAAGGCUUCGCGCAGAGAGAAAUGCAGUUGCAAACAAGAUGAAGGCAAAACUGGAGCCCUCUGAGCGCCAGAAACUAAUCGAAGAAGGUAAAACUCUCAAGGAUGGUCUUGUCACAUUGGAAGAAGAUCUACUCAAGCUUACAGACGAGCUACAACAGCAAGCCCAAUGUGUGCCAAAUAUGACACAUCCAGAUGUCCCAAUAGGUGGAGAAGAGUGUUCUACUGUGAGAAAAACGGUUGGUAAACCUCGUGAGUUUAGUUUCUCUAUCAAGGAUCAUGUCCAGCUUGGAAAAGACUUGGAUUUAUUCGACUUUGAUGCUGCUGCCGAGGUAAGCGGGUCUAAGUUCUAUUACCUGAAGAAUGAAGCAGUUUUGUUAGAGAUGGGACUCGUAAACUGGGCAGUAUCAGAAGUUAUGAAAAGGGGGUUUACACCCCUUACGACGCCAGAAAUUGUCAGAUCUUCUUUGGUCGAGAAAUGUGGUUUUCAACCACGUGGAACUAAUACUCAGGUCUAUUCCAUUGAAGGUAGCGAUCAAUGCCUGAUAGGUACCGCUGAGAUUCCGGUCGGCGGAAUACAUAUGGAUUCAAUACUUGCUGAGUCAUCAUUACCGUUGAAAUAUGUGGCUUACUCCCAUUGCUUCCGCACCGAAGCUGGUGCUGCAGGCAGUGCAACUCGGGGCCUGUACCGAGUUCACCAAUUUAGCAAGGUGGAGAUGUUCGUCUUAUGCAGGCCGGAUGAAAGUAACUUCUUCCACGAACAACUUAUUGAAAUUGAAGAAGGCCUGUUCUCGUCUCUGGGACUUCAUUUUAAAACUAUGGACAUGGCGACACAGGAUUUGGGCGCACCAGCUUAUCGUAAAUUCGACGUCGAGGCCUGGAUGCCUGGAUUGGGUCGUUAUGGCGAGAUUUCAAGCGCCUCUAACUGCACAGACUAUCAAAGCAGGCGAUUAGGCAUUCGAUAUCGUCCAGAAGUAUCGACUCCGGCUAAAAAGGGUAUUAAAGGAAAUUCAGCUACGACUCAGUUCGUCCACACGCUGAAUGCCACAGCUUGUGCAGUUCCGAGAAUGAUUGUGUGCUUGCUCGAGAAUUACCAGCAAGAGGAUGGCUCCAUUGUUAUACCUGAGCCAUUGAGGCCUUUCAUGGGUGGUCUCCAGAUUAUUGCUCCUAAAUAUAAACAGGCUUGAGUUUUAGUACUAAUGAGGUUUAUGCAAUUUUUAUUCCUUCACAUUAACAUUUUUUUGUGCUAUUUAUUUCUUUUACUAUCUUCACAUGUAGAAUGCUAGGAAUUUAUAACCAUCUUAAUGAAGUUUUUAUUAUUUGGUGCAAUUUGGACUUUUAGAUUUCAUAA